UGCCCGACUCCCAACAUGGCGGCGGGGGGCGGCGGCGGCGGCGGCCGGGGGGGCAGCGCCCCGCGCUGGGGCGGCGGCGGCCGGGCCGCGGCGCAGGAGAAGUUGCCGGUGCAUGUGGAGGAUGCGCUUUCCUACCUGGACCAGGUGAAGAUCCGCUUUGGCAGCGAUCCUGCCACCUACAAUGGCUUCCUGGAGAUCAUGAAAGAGUUCAAAAGCCAGAGCAUUGACACACCUGGAGUAAUCCGACGUGUUUCACAGCUUUUUCAUGAGCAUCCCGACCUCAUUGUAGGAUUCAAUGCUUUCCUCCCUCUGGGCUACAGGAUAGAAAUUCCAAAGAAUGGGAAGUUAAGUAUACAGUCACCUUUGAAUAGUCAGGUGCCCUCGGAGCCUGUUCCCAGCGCGCUCCCUGGCAGCGGGCUGUUGUUGCAUUACUCCCAGGAGAAUUCGCACAAUCACAGUGACUGUUCGGAGGAGUUUAGGCAACAGCUUCCAUACAAAGAAGAUAAAUCCCAAAUUCCUUUGGAGUCUGACUCUGUAGAGUUCAAUAAUGCUAUCAGUUACGUGAAUAAGAUCAAAACACGUUUCCUUGACCAUCCAGAAAUUUACAGAUCCUUUUUAGAAAUUCUUCAUACUUACCAGAAAGAACAGCUGAACACUAAAGGCCGACCCUUUCGAGGCAUGUCAGAAGAAGAAGUGUUUACUGAAGUAGCAAAUCUGUUCAGGGGACAGGAGGAUCUUCUUUCUGAGUUUGGACAGUUCCUCCCAGAGGCUAAAAGGUCUUUGUUCACAGGAAAUGGACCCUGUGAAGUGAACAGUGUCCAGAAAACCGAGCAUGACAAGAAUCUGGAACACAGCAAAAAGCGAUCCAGACCACUGCUCUUGCGUCCUGUUUCUGGCCCAGCAAAGAAGAAAAUGAAACUGCGAGGUACCAAAGAUCUGUCUGUAGCGACAGUGGGAAAAUAUGGAACACUGCAAGAGUUUUCUUUCUUUGACAAGGUGCGUAGGGUGCUAAAGAGUCAGGAAGUCUACGAAAAUUUUCUCCGGUGCAUUGCUCUCUUCAACCAAGAGUUGGUCUCUGGCUCGGAGUUGCUCCAGCUAGUUACACCAUUUUUAGGGAAAUUCCCCGAACUCUUUGCACAGUUCAAGUCCUUUCUUGGUGUGAAAGAGCUUUCAUUUGCUUCUCCACUGAGCGACCGAUCUGGGGAUGGAAUGAGUCGGGAAAUUGAUUAUGCUUCCUGCAAACGCAUAGGAUCAAGUUACCGGGCUCUCCCAAAAACCUAUCAGCAGCCAAAGUGCAGUGGAAGAACAGCCAUUUGCAAGGAGGUGUUAAAUGAUACCUGGGUUUCAUUUCCAUCCUGGUCUGAGGACUCCACUUUUGUCAGCUCCAAGAAGACUCCUUACGAGGAGCAGUUGCACCGCUGUGAAGAUGAGCGCUUUGAGUUGGAUGUUGUCUUGGAGACCAAUUUAGCCACUAUACGUGUGCUGGAGAGUGUGCAGAAAAAACUGUCACGACUGACUCAAGAGGAUCAGGAGAAAUUUCGACUGGAUGAUUGCUUAGGAGGAACGUCAGAAGUGAUCCAGCGCAGGGCCAUCUAUCGCAUCUAUGGUGAUAAAGCACCAGAGAUCAUUGAAAGUCUUAAGAAAAACCCAGUUACUGCAGUCCCUGUUGUGCUUAAGAGAUUGAAAGCAAAAGAGGAGGAAUGGCGGGAGGCCCAGCAAGGCUUCAACAAAAUUUGGCGGGAGCAGUAUGAGAAAGCCUACCUGAAGUCCCUUGACCACCAGGCUGUCAACUUCAAACAAAAUGAUACCAAAGCUUUGCGCUCCAAGAGCUUGCUGAAUGAAAUUGAGAGUGUCUAUGAUGAGCAUCAGGAGCAGCAUUCAGAAGGGAGAAGUUCAUCCACAAAUGAGCCUCAUCUUAUCUUUAUCUAUGAAGAUAAGCAGAUUUUGGAAGAUGCAGCAUCUCUUAUCAGCUAUUAUGUAAAAAGGCAGCCUACCAUCCAAAAGGAGGAUCAAGCAACCAUCCGGCAGAUAGUGCAUCACUUCAUACCUGAGCUGUUUUUCUCUCAGCCCCCUGAGCACAGUAUUUCUGAAGAAUCAACAGAUGAGGACAGAGAAAACCACCAGGGGCCCAACGUGGAUACUCCUGAGCUACGGAAAAAACACGUGCCUGGGCCGCCAAGCAGUCCUUUGGAUGCAAAAGCAACCUUCUGUGAUGUUACAGCUGCUGAGCCCCACAACACUCUGGAUGAUGUUUACAGUCUAUUCUUUGUCAAUAAUAAUUGGUAUUUCUUCCUCCGCCUUCACCAGACUCUGUGCUCAAGGCUCCUAAAGAUUUAUCGUCAAGCUCAGAAGCAGCUUCUAGAAUAUCGGACUGAAAAAGAGAGAGAGAAACUCCUUUGUGAAGGAAGAAAAGAAAAAACCAAUGACCCAGCCAUGGAACUAAGACUGAAGCAACCGAGUGAGGUGGAACUGGAGGAGUACUACCCGGCUUUCCUGGAUAUGGUGAGGAGUCUGCUGGAUGGGAAUAUUGACCCAACGCAGUACGAGGAUACUCUGCGGGAGAUGUUCACUAUCCAUGCCUAUAUCGGCUUUACUAUGGACAAACUGGUGCAGAAUAUUGUACGCCAGCUUCACCAUCUAGUGAGCGAUGACAUCUGCUUGAAGGUUGUUGAGCUCUACUUGAACGAAAGGAAGCGAGGUGCUGCUGGAGGUAACUUAUCCUCUAGGUGUGUCCGGGCAGCAAAGGAAACCAGCUAUCAGUGGAAGGCUGAACGUUGCAUGGCAGAUGAGAACUGUUUCAAGGUGAUGUUUCUUCAGCGGAAAGGACAGGUGAUCAUGACCAUUGAGCUUCUGGAUACGGAGGAAACCCAGACAGAAGAUCCUGUGGAGGUCCAGCACCUGGCUAACUACAUGGAGCAGUACGUUGGGGUGGAAGGAGCUCCGAACAACCAGAAUGAUGGCUUCUUACUGAAACCAGUCUUUCUGCAAAGAAAUCUCAAAAAGUUUCGCAAGUGGCAGUGUAAGCAAGUGAGAGCUCUGCGCAGCGAAGUGAAGAGCUCCUGGAAGAGGCUGAUUGGGGUGGAAAGUGCCUGCAACGUGGACUGCCGGUUCAAGCUCAACACCCACAAAAUGAUGUUCAUCAUGAACUCGGAGGAUUACAUGUACAGGCGGGGAGCUCUCUGCCGAGCCAAGCAGGUACAGCCGAUGGUGCUGCUAAAGCAUCACCAGCAGUUUGAAGAGUGGCACAGCAGGUGGCUAGAAGAGAACGUGACCAUGGAGGCAGUUGAUGUAGUGCAAGACUGGCUAAUGGGUGACGAAGACGAGGAGAUGGUGCCCUGUAAAACAACCUGUGAGACAGUGAAUGUCCAUGGGGUCCCAGUGAACAGGUACAGAGUUCAGUACAGUCGCCGUCCAGCUUCACCGUGAGCAGAGAUUUGUUCCUGGGACAAAGACAAGUAGGAGCAUUGCUGGUGAAACACAUUUACUCUGAGAAUAGUGGUGGGAAUGCAAUGUAUGUAUUAACGAUAUUUAUCCAAACAGCAUUUUACUUUGGAUUAUGAUGUGUUUUCCAUAUGGCAUAGACUUGUUUCCUUGCAGUGUAAUCCUCCAGCCAUCAUGAAGAGACUUAAAAGCUUUAUGGGAAGAGGGCUCUUGGCAUUGCCACACACUUUUUAGUAGUUUUCUAGCUUUAGGCCACUGCUGACCAGCCAGCACUGGAAGGCUGAGCGAGGAGGUCAGGCUCUGGGUGAACUACCACUAGUGGCUUUGUUGGAGAGAUGGAGCUGGGCUGGUGUUCGAGCAGAUGCUGGCAGCUGCUUCCACUUUGAAGGGUUUGACGUUCCCUAUCUUCCUGAAUUUGCCGUCUUGGAGCCUGCAGAACUCUUCGACAUAACCUCUGAGUGCCGGCGGGGCUAAGAGCACCUGGUACAGAUCGCUAGCCCCUCGAUGGGCUGCUUCAUUAUCUGUGUGUACUAAUAAGGCAACGAAUGCAGUAUUUGUUACUGGUGCUCUGGUGAGGAAAAUGCCAAAACUGAUCAAGGGUGAAUAGCAUACUAAACACUCUAACUUUCAUUGAUCGACUAAGUCUUUUUGAGCAUAAACUAAGGGAAAGAAACUCUCUGAGCUACAGUGCUAGGCGAGAGAGCCUUUUGCAGCGCAGAUGUAGUGCGAGACUGGCUAAUGGGUGACGGAGACGAGGCCUAGGCCUAUCAGCCACCCCUCUGCAGACACGCACCGGAUCCCGUCUUGUUGCUUUAUGAACUUCCGACCCGCUGCAGACUCUGCCUUCUCAGAUCUGGAGCUGCUUGGAGCGUGUGCGUGAGGAGGAAUACCCAUCGCGAGGUCUGGCCUGUUUUAUUUUGGGGUUUGUAUUUUGCAUGUUGACUGGCAGCCUCUGGAGACUGCGUUCUCAGGCGCUUUUGCUUUCCUUGUGCAUGCCCGGACUCCGUGGUUCUGCUGGGUUAAACCACUGAAAUCCCAUCAGUAGAUGGAGCUCUCGCAGCACAGCGUUUGCACCGGAUGGGCGGGUUCUCCCAGCGACUUCCCUGUUUCUGCUGGCUCAGCACAGAUGCUGGAUUUGCAGUGACACAUGGAAAUCUGUAAUGGGCAGUAGGAGAUCCAGCCGCAACCAUCGCAGACAAGCUUUUCCACUGAACCGUCUGUACUUCUAUCAAAGUUUUUUGACGUGAAACCUAGCAAAAAACCUCCCCUGAAUCAUGCAGAACACUACGUCAAUUGUCCGACUUAAUCUAUUGAAAAUUCAGUUGUGUUUGUCCUGUAGCCCCGCUGUGACUUUGCUCUUGUUUUUCAGGGGCCAAGGGCAAGCACACUGUCAUGGAGUGUAUGACAAACAUCGUGUCUUGAGGCAGGUCCAGCCUCUUCUCAGCUCUGCUUCCAACUUUUUCCUGGCUUUUGGGGGAAUAACCCCCCACCCCGAUCUUUUUUUUGUGGCUUUGAUUUUUAGGUUAUAAUUUCUGCCAGACCUAAGUAACAGCCUGUAGAAUUUGUCCUGGGUUAUUUCCGCUGUACAACAUUUUGUUUUGCAAUUGUCUCACUUGACAGUAGAAAAAUUGGCCUUUGGGGUACAUUUAAUAGGAAACUGUACUGACUCUUUGUCUUUUUUUGCAAAAUCAUCUGUAGGAGGGAGGGAGGCCAGUCUCUGGCAUUCGUGGCCACUUGCACAACCACUGCCAGCAGAAGACUUUUCAUCAGGAACUCAUGUUCUUGUUGUCUGGGUCUCUUAGAUUUUGGUAACUGAAAUGAUCUGAAGGUUUUUCUCCUGCUCUUGUUCCAAUAAGUGAUGAAAGACGCUGACCAUGUCAUAUAGCUUAUGCGAGGGCUGGGUGGAGGAGCAAGAGAGAGAAGCCCCAUGCAAAGCACAGUGUCCCCCUUUUGCUUCCAGACAGCUCAACAAAAUACACCUCAGUCCUGUUCAUCUCUCUGCUGUCUUCCAGUGGAGAUGACAACUGUGCCAAACUUUAUGGUUUUAUGAUACAGAAAAAUGUUUACUAGAAAAUAGGUUGCAACUAGUGGCUUAAAACGCGUUUGAUUCCAAGUGUACCGAGGUGUGGGAGGGGUAAUGUGCCUGUGCACCGUCCUGUUCCAUCUCCCCAUUUUUAAGUGUACUUCAGAUAUUUUUAAGCAUCCUUAUUUUUUAAACCUUAAUUUAUAAUCUGAACAGAUUGAGUAAGACUUUUGCCCUUUACAGUGAGUGCUAUUGUCUCAAAAAUGAUAGUAGCAAAUGAUGUGAACAGAAUAAGCAGGCAGUGCAGGUUUGAGAGUGGCUUGCUAAUGUCUGAGAGUUUAAGCUCAACUGCCGUGUGUCUGCUAGCACGACCUUGAUUCAAGAGUUUGUUCUUCCAUUUUUUUGAAGGAUCUUUGCUUUUGGGCUUGUAAUUGCUUUGCCAGCUCUUUGAAUGUAGUUUUUUUUAUAUUUAUUUGCACAUUCAAGUAAAAUAAAAUAUUGGUUUUAAAAGUC
Molecule: messenger RNA, 5977 nt
Organism: Falco peregrinus (peregrine falcon)
Lineage: Eukaryota; Metazoa; Chordata; Aves; Falconiformes; Falconidae
Gene: SIN3B
Product: SIN3 transcription regulator family member B
Exons: 19
Coding region: 16-3426 (1136 amino acids)
Biological process (GO): negative regulation of transcription by RNA polymerase II
Cellular component (GO): chromatin
Molecular function (GO): transcription corepressor activity
Source: RefSeq, a predicted model, not a curated record